Molecule: messenger RNA, 1479 nt
Organism: Solea senegalensis (Senegalese sole)
Lineage: Eukaryota; Metazoa; Chordata; Actinopteri; Pleuronectiformes; Soleidae
Product: transcription factor E2F6-like
Exons: 9
Coding region: 168-1313 (381 amino acids)
Biological process (GO): regulation of transcription by RNA polymerase II
Cellular component (GO): RNA polymerase II transcription regulator complex
Molecular function (GO): protein dimerization activity; RNA polymerase II cis-regulatory region sequence-specific DNA binding; DNA-binding transcription factor activity, RNA polymerase II-specific
Source: RefSeq, a predicted model, not a curated record
CUCGCGAUAUUAGCCCGUCUGUGGGUGUGGUUGUUUAAUCAGGUCCUACAGAACCUGGUUGUUUCUGGAGUUUAAUGUUCGACAUGUGAGUUCUAACGGACCGUGUUGUAGCCCGCUGUGGCCCGCUUCAGUUCGGUUCGGUGCCGGUUGAUAGCGGACGGUGAAUCAUGGAGUGUGUCGUCGCUGCGUGUCAGAACCGAGUGUUGACGGAGGGUCGAGGAAACUCGGGCCGAGCUAUGAAGAGGUUCUUCGGCUUCCCCGCGGAUCCUGCGAGGGUCAAGGUGUGGCUCGCUGCACUGAGACAGAUGGACGGCGGUCAGGACUCGCUGCAGGAGGACGGACACAUCUGUGAGGACCACUUCCUGCCAGAGGACGUCACGUCUGACGGCGUCAGCAGCGACGCCGUCCCCUUCCCCAUCAGGCCCCCGAGUCUGGAGGAGCAGCCGGGAGUCAGGAGCUCCUGGGGAGCACCGCUGUCUGAGGAGGAGGAGCAGCAGGAGGAGGAGGAGGAGGAGGCCGACAGCAGCAACAUCCAUGAUGAUGAUGAUGAUGAUGAUGAUGAAAACGAUGCUGCAGUGGAGCUCCAUCAUCAGGAGUCGAGUCCCAAGAAAAGUUCAAGGAGGAAAAGGAAGAGUGUUGACGAGAAUCAGACGUCAGAGACGAUUCAGAGGAAACAAAGAAACAAAUCAGUCCCUAAGAAGUCGCUGAUGCAGCGUUUCCUGCAGCUGUUACAGACGGCGCCGGGCGGGUGUCUGAACCUCCGGCGCGCGGCUGAACUUCUGGGCUGUCGAAACCAGCGUCUCAACGAGUUCAGGAACGUCAUGUACGGCCUCAACCUCAUCGAGUCGGACUCCACCGCCAUCACGUGGACGAGCCAGUGUCCCGUCAUCAGCUUCCUCAUGAGGUACGAGACGUUCCAGGAGGAGCUGCAGCUGCGGGAGGAGACGCUGGACGCGCUCAUCAGAAGCUCCAGCAAGCAGCUUUUCACCGUCACUGACGACCGGGAGAACGCAGCGAUGGCGUACGUCACUCACGGCGACAUCGGCCGGAUCCCGACUUUCCGGGAUCAGACGGUGAUCGUCGUCAAAGCUCCGGACGGAACCACGCUGAAGGUUCCUGAACCUGAAGAGGACAGGAUCCAGGUCCACCUGAAGGGGGCGGGUCCCAUCACAGCGCUGACCUGUGACCUCAUGACUGAAGACACAAGCGUCUUUGUCUCACUGGAGGAAAGUCAGAUGAAGACGAUGAAGACGGGUAACUUCAUAAGAAAUGAGUCCCGAAAAUCUUCAGGUUCACAGAGUGUGUGCAGCUGACCACCAGGAGGCGCCACCUGUCCUCAGGAGUGUGGGAGGAGUGUGUUAAUGUCGGAAGAUUUAUAAAUAUGUAUAUAAAUAGAUGAACGUUCUGCAGAGACACAAAGAGCUGCUACAGAGUUUUUAAGUGUUUUUUCAAACCUCAAAUAAACUUUUACUAAAUUCA